GUAUGUUGGUCUUAUUGUUUAUUUCCUUAAUUCAUUUUUUUCUGAUUUGUGGUUGAAAAAAAACGUUUUCUUAAGAAAAAUUCAUAUUAGAAAAAUUUUAUCAUUCUUUUCUCAAUUUAUUGAUUUAUUUCUAAAUGGCGGAUACUCUCCACGAAGCUUUAAAACCAUUAUCCUGGCUCUCCGGGCGUUGGACUACAAAAGACGGUCGCGGGUACUACCCGAAUAUACCAGAUUUUCAAUAUCAUGACGACUUGGAGUUUAUAUGCAUUGGUCAACCCAUGUUCAACUUCACAUCCAUAUCCAGACAUCCCGAGAAGCAGUCACCCAUGCACCAGGAGCGCGGCUACUUACGCAUUAAACCGGGAACAAACGAGCUGGCAUUCAUAGUGAGCCAUAAUUUUGGCCUCACAUCCCUCGAGGAAGGUCAAGUGGAUUUUGAGAAGAAGGAAAUAGUGUUGGAGACUGUGAAAAUUGCACGUAUGUCAUUCGCUAAACCACCAGAAGUGAAGAAAUUCAAAAGAGUCAUCAGACUAAUGGAACCAGAUACAUUAGAAGUAAUAUUGCAGAUGGAGACAGAAAAUAACCCAUUGUCAGAGCAUUUGAAAGCUGUCUAUAGAAAGGUGGACUAAUUAAGGUAAUGGAAGUAAUUGGACCUACUCAAUUACAUUAUACAUAUUUGUAUGUACAUGGAGAGUUAGUUUCGAAUGCCACUUAAAGAAUUAUUUGGGUCUAAAGCAAUAUAAAACAACUAUUAUACAACUUAUGGGGGGUAGAAGGCUAAACUUUUGCUACUAUGUACCCACCAAAUAAUUAUAAAAUUAUUAAUUGAAUUGAUACAAAUGAUUAAUCUAUAUGCAGUCAAAUAUUAUGUUAUUGAAGAUUAUCUAGAAACAUUAGACACCAGAGGGCGACACUCACAUGAGUAAUAAUAAUAUAUAUAAACAUACUUAAUAGUGCAUAUUUAUUAGAAAGGAGGACUCUUCAGUGGCUGUGAAUCUAUGGCUAUGAGAGAAAAAUGAAAAAAAAACAGUUCUUUAUUGUACACAAAAUAAGUUUCUUCUAUAUUUACAUAUUGAUAUAGAAUGUGCAAUUUGAAAAGGCAGCUUUAUCACCAGAAGCAAUCUCUACAGACACCUUGAUGGUUAAACCAUAAGAAGUUGUUAAACAGAAAGUAAUGAAGCUAAAAAGAGAUGGAGAGCAUUGAAGAAGUUGGAAGGAACUGUUAUGAUUUUUUCAGUUUAUAUAGUGUUACACAAAUUAAUAUUUUUGUUGAUGACAAAGAAACAAUUAAAAAAAAACAUUCAUUCAUGUGACUAAGAAAUUAUUUGAAAUUGUCCAUCUAUUUGGUCACGGAGCUACCUGCGUUAUCCAGAGGAUGCAUCAACACUCUGUUGAUGAGAUUUAUACUAAGACUAGAAAGUUUGGCAUCUCCUACCUUUGUUGAAACAUCCACUUAUAGAAUUCCUUUCCAGCAUCUAUGUUUCCUAUUGGGUAUAACUUGUAUUUCUUCAAGAGAGGUGUGAAGAAAUGUUCAUAUAAGCUAUUAUAGUGUGGACUGCAGGUUUGAUGCAAUCUCAUGUGGAACCUGCAACUUGAAGAGGCAGAUUUCAUAAAUAAUUACCAACAGGUGACUAUGGAGUCAAUGUGUCAAGUCAGUAUAGAAAAAAAAUUAUCAGCUGGAAGUUGCUUCCACAGCUGCAUUCUCUGAAAAGGAUUUAUAUUUACUAUGGAACAUUGUGUGGCUAUAUGAAGAUAGAAGAAAUAAUGGAACACAAUUUUUUACCUUUUUACAAUUAUGUGGAAGACAAAGUGAGGAUACAUUCUGUGAAAGUUAUUAUGAAUUGAUGAACAUUUUUUACUCUUUCAUGCAAACACUAGUGAAUGGAUUUAAAUGAAGUUUGUUUCAUGGGUAGCAGUCAGCAUAUGGGACACUUUGUUUACUAAUUCACAGGGGCGGAGUCAUAGGACACAGUGAUAAACAAAAUUUGAAUAAUAUAGAAUGCUACUAGUCAUAUUAAUAUAAGUGUAAAAGAAUUUGUAAAUAUAUUUUUUUUUAUUUAUAGAUUAAAAUGGAAUGGUAAACCCAACCAAAUGCAGUGUAGCCUGAUAGAUGAGCAUAAACUAUUGUUUUGAAUUCACUAGAAAUGAAUGACAAUGAUUUUCAGGGGCUAUUAUUUUCUUACAUUAUUUACAUUAUAAUUUUUUUUUUUUUUGUAUAUUUAUUACACAAUUAUGCAUGAACAAUUGUGUAAUAAGUACUCAUAGUUGAAACUUUGCUUUAUGUAGGACUAGAUGUGGCUGUUGUAAAUACCACAGAACAUAUUAAACCGUGGUAUUUAUCUAUAUUAAUAUUAUGAAUGGAAAUGUUUAUUUGUAAUGGAUAAACUUCGAAACUACUAGACCUAUUUGAAAAUUCGUUCACCUAUAGAUAUAUAGAAUUACAUUUGUUUCAGCAUCACAUGUGGAGGUAUCUCAAGAAAGAAGCUACAUUAUCAACAAGUAACAUGGGUUGUAUUGUUCUGGGCCGAAACACUAUAUUAGUUAAAAUUCAUAAUAUUUUUGUUGUUGGUUAUUUUCUACUUGUAAGUUGAUAAUUUGAAAUUCUCUGGUCUUGUUGGAAAUUUGUUCUUUUGAUUCGUUAGCAGAGUGGGAGUUGGGUUUGUUUGUGGUCAAGUAAGGAUCAAUUUAAGGUCUGGUGGUACAUGGUGGACAGUAUUUACCGCUACUCACGUUGAUUGCAGAUUCUAUCUCUGCACAGUACAAAAAAAUCAUAUUCGUGAGUGUUUUUGUAGUGUUGUAUGAAAUUUAAUAAAACUUCAUAAUUGACAUAUCUACAUAUAGCGCAGUUUAAUAUACGAAUCUCAAGAGUAAGAGAGCUCUGUUGCAGAAAUAUCUCACUGAAUAAAAUAUUGAUACAUGCUUGCUUAAAGAGACAAGGUUGUUAUUGUAGUGUAUUUUUUUUAUGUAUAUUUUUUAAAAAUAGAUAAAAUUUUAUAUGAGAAAUCGGUUACAACAGGAUACAACAGGGCUGUAUACCUGAAGAAAAUAAAAUCCUUUAAAAUCGAAGAAAAGUAUUUGUGUAUUAGUUUGUAGUAAGGUAGUAUUGCACAAGUUUUAUUAGUGUGCAACCAGAUGUCGCUGAGUAAUAUGUCCUGCGGUAUUUUUUUUUUAUUUUACUAUAUUUUUAUUGUCGUCGAAUGAGUUCCUAAAGGAGUAAAUACUCAAUUUGUCUUUUAGUGUGGUCUGAAACGAAGUUGAUUAUUGUUAUUGGAUUCAAUAAUGUUUAUUCAUCCCCACGUUGGUCUGGUUGUGGGUACGACUACAUUGCAUUGUCACAAAAAUGUGUUUUUCAUUCCAUCAAUUUUGAAUCUAAUGUGUGUACAAACCACUACUAACUUGAUCGAUGUGUGUUCACGAUUGUAAUCUGCGAUAUAAAAUAUCUUGUUAUCUAUUGUUUUGCAAAUAUAUAAUAGAGUUCGUACAGGUUCGUACUAUGUGAAGUCAAGAGAUUAUAAAAACAGAAUUACGUCUUUUAACAUACGUGACAGAAAUAAAAUAAUAAAUACAUUUCCAUGAAGUGAGUCUUUAGUUUGUUUGUCAAGUAUUAAAAAUCAUAAUAAUAAAUACAAACAAAGCAGAACACAAAAAAAAGUAUAAGAAAAUAAUAAAAACAAAAAUAGCCACAAAAAUUGUUUGUUUCCUAGGGUUAGGAUUGUCGUUAUUCGGUCACUAUUUGUCUCAUUUGUUGGAAUACAGGCUAGAAUAAAAGAGAAUAGUCGAAGGAUGCAAAAAAAGUCAUUUUCAGAUUCAAAGACAAUUUCAAAUUGUCUGUUUAAAAUUCGAAUACCGAGAAUACCUAAGUUCUAUAUCUAUAUAUGUUUUGGUUUUGAUAAGUGAUGUUUCCUAGAUAUUGUAUCUAUGUAUAAUACUGUUUGCCCAAAUAAAACAAUAUACCUAUCUAAAUGGUUUUCAGCAAGUCAUGUAGUCUACUAUGAUUUCAUUGUCCUUGAAUGAGUUCCUAAAGGAGGAAAUACUGAAUUUGUCUUUUUGUGUGAUCUGAAUGGAAGUCGGUAUUUGUUUUUAAAAUCAAUAAGGUUUAUUCGUUCUCGUGUUGGCCUUAUUAAUUUUGUAACAAUUGAUGUUGCCAUAUUUAUUUGCGGUACAAAUAAUUGCUUGUUUCUAACUAAAAUCUAUUUGUAGACACGUGAGUCCACGUUCUAAAUUCAAUUAUUUUCAAAAAAAUAGUAAUAGAAAAAUUAUUAUUGGUAGGAAAUAUUACAAAUACAUACAAAGUAGGCAAAAUGGGCUGGUUCAGGUGAUGUCGCUUGUGUCACAGUACAAUGUGUACGAGUAUGACUGCACAGCGCUGGUUUCCAGCCAGUCUCAGUCUUAAUAAAACAAAAGAAAAUGUAAAGUGGUUUUGGGUGCGACUGCAUUAUAAUAAAAAUUUUUAUAUUAUCAAUUAUACAAAAUAUCAACUUCAUCGGUGUGGUUACGAUUGAAAUGUUUACAAAAUUAAUUAUCUUGUUGUUUAUUGUGUUUUCCAGACACAAUAGAGUUUGUACGAGAAUAGAGAGAGAACGAGACUGAAAUUGAGAAAUAAAAAAUAAGAUUGUAAUCUGUGUCUUGUAAAUGUGUAACAAAAUUUUGAUACUUCAUCGGUGUGUUCACAAUUGAAAUCUAUUUACAAAAUUAAAUAUCUUGUCAUCUGUUCUAUUUUCCAGACAUACAAUAGAGUUUGUACGGGAGUGUGUGAAAUUGAGAGAUCGAAAAAUGCUAUUUUAAUCUAUUAUAAUGUGUGACAAAAAUAAAUCAAUAAGUACAUUUCCAUGAGGUGAGUCGUCUACUUGUUUUGUCAAGUAUUAAAAAAAAUUGUCUUAAGUUUUCUACAGGUUUGUCGUUAUUUUUCUCAAUUAUUGGAAUACAGGCCAGUGGAAUAAAAAUAAAACAACCGGAGGGUGCAAAAAUAUGAAAAAUAUGCAGGUGUAAUGUUUCACAUUAUUUGUUAUAUUCAGGCGAAAUAACUUCCAAAAUAAGAGAAUAAUAAAAAAAAAAAUACAUAACGUCAUUGGCAUUUACUACUUUCUGCCAAACGAUUCGGCAAGUCAUAUAUGGUUUUUGCUAUGGUAGAGUGCAGGCCAGAAUAAAAUGAAAGUAAGAGAAGGGUGCAAAAAAAAUAUAUAAUUUUAAAUGUUAUAAAAUAAAUUGUAAUGACAAAUUGAAAAUUCUCCGGCGCAAUACGCCAACUCGCCAUGAGGUGCAGUGUCCAUGGUUUGCUGGUCCUUGUAGUGGCCGCUGCUCGUGCCAUCCUUUUCGUGAAUUAUACUUUCAUAAUGGGCUGAAUAACAAAAAAAACAUUGUACAUGAAAACGUAUAAAUUGAACAGUAGUAUUAUUUUAUUGUUAACUACUGAAUUAUUGUCUUGGGUAGUUCUUAUGGAGUACAAUGGCAUAUUCGUAGUUGUAGUUUUGUCUAAUAUCUGUAUGGAUCAAUAUGUGACAAAAAGACUCACCAAAGGGAAAAUUACAAAAAGGUUAGCAUUCAUUUUAAAUGUCGCCGAUACCUACCAGUCGCAUAUCUAUAUAUAUUUCGGUUCUUUUGGUUUUUAAUAAGGAGAAGGUCAUCACUCAUUUCCGUGUUGGUGUCAUUAAUUUUGUGACUAUUGAUUUUUCCACAUUUGUUUGUGAAGCAAAAAAUUGUUGUUUCAAACUAAAAUCUUUUUGUAGACACAAGAAUCCACGUUUUAAAUUAGAAUAUUUUUAAAAAUCGAAAUAUAUUUAUUGCCAGAAAACAUUCCAAAUACAUAUAAACUAGGCAAAACGGACUAGCAGUGCUGUAUUUCAGCCAGUCUCUUUUAAUAAAAUAACAAAAUAUAAACUUGUUGGAAUACAACAAAAAUGUGCUUUCAAUACCAUCAAUUUUCAAUGUAUCUUCAAAACGCUUACUUCAUCAGUGUGUUCACGAUUGAAAUCUGUGUACCAUAUUAAAUAUCCUGUUAUAUGUUGGUGUUUUCCAAAUACAUAACAAAGUAUGUAGGGGACUGUGUGAAAUUGAGACGUCAAAUUAAAUCUCUGACAAAAAUAAAACAAUAAAUAGAUAUAAUUUCCAUAAGUUGAAUCCUUAGAUUGUUUGCCAAGUAUUAAAAAAAAAUACAUUAAGUUUUGUACUGGGUUGUCGUUAUUUUGUUGGUAUUUGUUUCAAUUGUUGGAAUACAGGCUAGAAUAAAAAGAAAACAACUAAAGGGUGCAAAAGAAAAAAAAAACAGCAAUUUUAAAUAUUACAAAAAUGUAAUUGUAAAUUGCCUACAAAAAUUUCUGAAUGACUGAAAUUCUAUUACCGAGAAUACCAGUCCUAGAUCCAUAUAUCUCUUAUUUUUUAUAAAGGAUUUUUCCUAGAUAUUAUAUCUAUCAUAUAUACCUAUUACUCAUCCUUACUAAAGGAUCUUCCUGAUUAUCCGAAUAAAACAGUGUACCUAACUAAAUGGGUUUCGGAAAGUCGUAUAGUUUUUGCUAUAUUUUGAUUGUCGAUGAAUGAGUUCCCAAUGGAGCAAAUACUUGUCUUUUUGUGUGGUCUGAAUGGAAGUAAUUGAUUUUGAAAUCAAUGAGGUUCUUUCUUUCCCGUGUUGAUAUUAUUAAUUUUGUGACUAUUGAUUGUACCAUAUUUGUUUGCAGAGCAAAAAAUUGCUCGUUUCAAACUAAAAUCUAUUUGUAGACACACGAAUCCACGUACUAAAUACAAUUAAUUUAAAAAAAAUAGUAAUAGAAAAUUCUUAUUGGCAGGAAAUAUUACAAAUACCAUACAAAGUAGGCAAAAUGGGCUGGUUCAGCUGGUGUCUCUUGUCACAGUACAAUGUGUACGAGUAUGACUGCACAGCGCUGGUUUCCAGCCAGUCUCAGUCUUAAUAAAACAAAAAAUAUAAAAUGGUUUCGGGUGCGACUGCAUUAUAAUCAAUUUUUUUAUAUAUUCAAAUUUACUAAAUACCAAAUUCAUCCGUGUGGUUACGAUUGAAAUAUUUACAAAAUUAAUUCUCUUUUUAUUUAUUGUGUUUUCCAGACAAAAUAGAGUUUGUACGAGAAUAGAGAGAGUACGAGACUGAAAUUGAGAAAUAAAAAAAUAGGAUUGUAAUCUGUGUCUUGUAAAUGUAUAACAAAAUUUUGAUACUUCAUCGGUGUGUUCACAAUUGAAAUCUAUUUACAAAAUUAAACAUUUUGUCAUCUGUUGUGUUUCCCAGACAUACAAUAGUGUUUGUACGGGAGUGUGUGAAAUUGAGAGAUCGAAAAAUGCUAUUUUAAUCUAUUAUAAUGUGUGACAAAAAUAAAUCAAUAAGUACAUUUCCAUGAGGUGAAUCGUCUACUUGUUUUGUCAAGUAUUAAAAAAAAUUGUCUUAAGUUUUCUACAGGUUUGUCGUUAUUUUUCUCAAUUAUUGGAAUACAGGCCAGUGGAAUAAAAAUAAAACAACCGGCGGGUGCAAAAAUAUGAGAAAAAAAAAAUUACUGACAUUAGCAUUUACGAAUUUCUGCCAAACGAUUCGGCAAAUAAUAUGGAUAGUCUUCGCAGUUUGUGUCGGUGUACGAGUUCCUCAAGGAGGAAAAACUCAAUUUAUGUUUUUUGUGGUGAGAAACUAAGUUGAUAAUACAUCGGAGUACAGGCUAGAGUAAAAAGAAAACGAGCAAAGGGUGCAAAAAAACGAAAGUUUAUAAUUUUAAAUAUUACAAAAAUGUAAUUAUAAAUUGCCUACUAAAAUUUCUGAAUGACUGAAAUUCUAUUACCGAGAAUACCAGUCCUAGAUCCAUAUUAUCUCUUAAUUUUAAUAAAGGAUUUUUCCUAGAUAUUAUAUCUAUCAUAUAUACCUAUUACGCAUCCUUACUAAAGGAUCUUCCUGUUUAUCUGAAUAAAAAAGUGUACCUAACUGAAUGGGUUUCGGAAAGUUGUAUAGUUUUUGCUAUAUUUUGAUUGUCUAUAAAUGUGUUUAAUAGUUGCCAAUGGAGGAAAUACUCAAUUUGUCUUUUUUGUAGUCUGAGUGAAAGUUGAUGAUUAAUUUGAAAUAAUUAGAGUUCAUUCGUUCCCGUGUUGAUCUCAUUACUUUUGUAACUAUUGAUGUUACCAAUUUGCGUGUGGAGCAGAAAAUUGUUUGUUUCAAACUAAAAUCUGUGUACGUGCGAAUAAUAGAAAUUAUAAAAUAUUUAUUUGAUAAGGAAGAGAUUAUAACUCCUACCAGUCCGAUAUCUAUAUAUCUUUUGGUUUUGAUAAAGAAAAAAGGUCAUCAGCCGUUUCAUAGAUAUUGUAUUUAUGAUACGAAUAUAUAUUACCCAUCCCUACUGCAGUAUCUUUUUGUUUAUCCAAAUAAAACAGUGUACCUUACUUAAUUGGGUCUCGGCAAGUCAUAUAGCCUUUGCUGUUAUUUUAUUGUCUUGGAAUGAUUUCCUAAAGGAGGAAAUACUGAAUUUGUCUUUUUGUGUGAUCUGAAUGGAAGUCGGUAUUUGUUUUUAAAAUCAAUAAGGUUUAUUCAUUCCCGUAUUGGCCUUAUUAAUUUUGCAACAAUUGAUGUUGCCAUAUUUAUUUGCGGAGCAAAAAAUUGCUUGUUUCUAACUAAAAUCUAUUUGUAGACACAUGAAUCUACGUACUAAAUACAAUUAAUUUAAAAAAAUAGUAAUAAUAAAAUUCUUAUUGGCAGGAAAUAUUACAAAUAUGUACAAACUAUGCAAAAUGGGCUGGUUCAGGUGAUGUCGUUUGUGUAACAGUACAAUGUGUACGAGUAUGACUGCCCAUCGCUGGUUUCCAGCCAGUCUCAGUCUUAAGAAAACAAGAAAAUGUAAAGUGGUUUUGGCUGCGACUGCAUUGCAAUAAAAUUUUGAUAUUUCAUCGGUGUGUUCACGAUUGAAAUCUAUUUACAAAAUUAAACAUUUUGUCAUCUCUUGUGUUUCCCAGACAUACAAUAGUGUUUGUACGGGAGUGUGUGAAAUUGAGAGAUCGAAAAAUGCUAUUUUAAUCUAUUAUAAUGUGUGACAAAAAUAAAUCAAUAAGUACAUUUCCAUGAGGUGAGUCGUCUACUUGUUUUGUCAAGUAUUAAAAAAAAUUGUCUAAAGUUUUCUAUAGGUUUGUCGUUAUUUUUCUCAAUUAUUGGAAUACAGGCUAGUAGAAUAAAAAUAAAACAACCGGAGGGU
This is a messenger RNA of Galleria mellonella (greater wax moth), 9164 nucleotides long. Its product is annotated as peroxynitrite isomerase THAP4-like. The transcript has 3 exons. Bases 135 to 629 code for a protein of 164 amino acids. Lineage: Eukaryota; Metazoa; Arthropoda; Insecta; Lepidoptera; Pyralidae. The record is from RefSeq and is a predicted model, not a curated record.